AUGGGAUCCAAACCCGCUGCAGCGCUCCUUGCAGCUGGCCCCGGCCGCCGAAUCCGUCCAGCGUAUCUGGCCGCAAACCCGGGCCCUCGCGCCGAUAAACAGUCGGCGCCCCAGCAGCACGGCCGCCUUUUCGCACCACGUCGUCGCGCGGCCACAUCGUCCCGGGGUCGAGUCUGUAUCGUGUUUCCGCCCUGGCUGCGUCCCGGGGGCAUAUUCGAGAGGGCGGCUGCGCAUGCGGUCGAGAAACGGUCCAGGAAGAAAGAGGGUUCAGGCGGAAACGAAGCAAAGGAGAAAAAGUACGACGAGUUCCAUGGUGCGCUCUGCGGAGGUCUCCGACUCUCUCGGUACAGUACAUGGCAGUGA
This is a messenger RNA of Ustilaginoidea virens, 363 nucleotides long. RefSeq lists its product as uncharacterized. The coding region runs from base 1 to 363 and encodes 120 amino acids. The record is from RefSeq and is a predicted model, not a curated record. The transcript has a single exon. Lineage: Eukaryota; Fungi; Ascomycota; Sordariomycetes; Hypocreales; Clavicipitaceae.